UUUCAUCCUUGUUUUCUCCGUUGGCGCUGGCCUACUGGCCCCUGACUCUGCGGGGCAGUAGGGAAGAUUCCAUAAAGUCAUAAACUAUUUGAAUGCUCUCCAAAAUCGUAUUUGAGAACUGGGCUUGUUUGAUUAAUGGGCGAUGCUAUUCGCUUUUCUUGUCCAAAUUGCACAGGUGAGUUAUGAUUUUUGUGGCAGAAACUUCAAGUUUUAGCUUCAUUCCAUCAUGUCCAACAAACGGUCGCCGUCCUAACUCGCGCCAGAUGGUCACAUUAAACCGAGUUUCAAAUCAGAGAGCAUCUGACUUUGCCUCGGUAACUCGAGAUGAUAGGAGAAAGUGCGAGCUUUUUGAUUUGUGCAAAAGGCUAGUGCCAUAUAAGGAUGCAUGGAAUUGGCAAAAAGACAUUGUUAGAGAGAAAAGGACAUUGAUCGAAAAGAAGGAAGAGUGCCCAGAUACGCUGAUCGUUUUACAGCAUCAUCCUCUGUAUACAUUGGGUACCGGUAGUUCUACAGGGUACCUGAAUUUUGAUGUAGAAGAUGCUCCUUAUGAGGUUUAUCGAACUGAAAGAGGAGGAGAGGUUACCUAUCAUGGGCCGGGCCAGCUAGUUAUGUACCCAAUUAUCAAUCUUCGAAAUCACAAGAUGGAUCUUCAUUGGUACCUCAGGGCACUUGAGGAAGUGGUCAUUCGUGUUCUUUCCUCAACCUUCUCUAUUGAGGCUUCACGCGUUGAUGGUUUAACUGGAGUUUGGGUUGGGGAUCAGAAAUUGGCAGCAAUUGGGAUAAAAGUUUCUCACUGGAUAACUUAUCAUGGUUUGGCACUCAAUGUCACCACAGACCUGAAACCUUUUGAUUGGAUAGUCCCAUGUGGGAUUUGGAACAAAAAGGUUGGAAGCAUUAAGGGGUUGCUACAAGAAGUCAGAUUGUGUAAUGGAUGUGAUGAUGUAGAUAUGCAUCAAUUUGAUGAUAUCCAGCUGAUUGAUAUGACUUACAAAUCAUUGAUCAGGGAAUUUUCUGAAGUUUUUCAGCUUAAGAUUGUCAUAAAACAAUUUGGGGUUUUUGGAGAAAAAACAAGAAAAGAUAACUAAUGGGUGAGUAUUUAACUGGGAUAUUGUCUGAAACAUUUGUGCAAAAAGGAACACGCUAGUUAAUGUGAUAUCCUUCAGCAUUCUUAAGAUCUUCAUAACCCAAGGAAUCAUUCUGCUAACCUGUGGCAGAAUCUUCAAACCUUUUGCAUUUUAGAUGUAGUCACACUGUAAUUUUGAUUUUAUUGUAAUGUACCCUAUUCUGACCAUCAAAAUUUGAGAAUGGCAUAGUUCUGUUGAAGACAUAAAGU
Hevea brasiliensis (rubber tree) is the source of this 1333-nucleotide messenger RNA. Its product is annotated as octanoyltransferase LIP2p, chloroplastic. The coding region runs from base 183 to 1085 and encodes 300 amino acids. The transcript is spliced from 4 exons. Gene Ontology annotation, biological process: protein lipoylation. Lineage: Eukaryota; Viridiplantae; Streptophyta; Magnoliopsida; Malpighiales; Euphorbiaceae. Gene Ontology annotation, molecular function: lipoyl(octanoyl) transferase activity. The record is from RefSeq and is a predicted model, not a curated record. Gene Ontology annotation, cellular component: mitochondrion.